Molecule: messenger RNA, 1482 nt
Organism: Sycon ciliatum
Lineage: Eukaryota; Metazoa; Porifera; Calcarea; Leucosolenida; Sycettidae
Product: zinc finger protein 271-like
Exons: 1
Coding region: 1-1482 (493 amino acids)
Biological process (GO): regulation of transcription by RNA polymerase II
Molecular function (GO): DNA-binding transcription factor activity, RNA polymerase II-specific; RNA polymerase II cis-regulatory region sequence-specific DNA binding
Source: RefSeq, a predicted model, not a curated record
AUGAACGACUGUGACUGGACUUCGGAGGAGAGUGACGACUCUGAUGCACUCUCACCACUGCAGCCAUUAGUAAUAUGGUCAAGCAGAAGGUCAACCGCGUGUCCUCCACGGCCAACUGCACCAUCUUAUAGUACACCGUACUCAGCUCUUCACCACGUAUACCCCAAUAGUGGUAAUCAAGUAGCCACAUCAGAAUUCUCCUCUUCCCAUUUUUGUCUUCAGAAUACCUCAUUCAAACCUUGGAAAUCACGAACAUCUUGCGCCGGUGUUCCUCAAGAUCAUGUACCCAAGGACAUGGUGACAGAUAACUUCAGGGACCCUCGACCAGAAAUCCAGAGGAACAAGGAUACAAAGACCAGUGAUGCUUCAAAUACAGCUGUCGAAAACCCAUGUUUGGAUUCCUUGACAUCGGCAAUGGACAAGGAUCAAAUUUCGAAAGGUAACAGUACCCCAACCGUUAACGGCUAUCGCGAACCCGUUUCAGAUCAGUACACAGGCUACGAGGAAGUAGCGUUUCACACUGAAUAUGGCAAGAACUACAGCAAAUCUGCCGAUAUGAACGUUCACGCAGGGCAUGUACAAAACAUCGGACAUUUUCCAGUAUCUUCUCCAGUGGCUAGUCUACCCGCGGAUUCCGAUCAUCACGAUCUUGAAAUAAACAACACUCAUCACACGUCUGAACCUUUUUCUGAGAAAGUUUGUCAACUUCAAUCUGACCUUCUCCAACCAGAAAAUACACUCUGCGAAGAAGCCGGAAAGUCCCUUGAUCGCCAGCCCGAUAGGCUUGAUCGCGAACUUUCACAUCUUGGAGAAAAGCAAUAUAGAUGUAAGCAUUGCGAUAAAUAUGUUUCUACUUCGUCUUGCCUAAGUUCUCAUGAAUGUACACAUCCAGAAGAGAAAUCGUUAAAGUGUAAAGAGUGUGACAAAAUGUUCACCACGCGACAUAAUCUUACCCGACAUGCACGACUUCACUCAGUAGGCAAAGCGUUUCCGUGCAAGUACUGCGCAAAGCUAUUCGGUGACAAAUACGGCCUACAUGUUCAUGAACGUAUCCAUACUGGGGAGAAGCCGUUCAGGUGUGGUUACUGUGAUCAAAUGUUUCGCCGUAAUACCGAUCUUAGAGUUCAUGAACGUAGCCAUACUGGAGAGAGACCAUAUAAGUGUAAAUCGUGCGAUAAGUCAUUCACGGCGAAAGCAAAUCUCACGGUGCAUCAGCGCAUCCAUACUGGACAGAGACCAUACAAGUGUAAAUCAUGCGAGAAGUCAUUCACGAAGAAAUCAGAUCUCACCCGGCAUGGACGCAUCCAUACUGGAGAGAGACCAUACAAGUGUAACUUGUGUAACAAGUCAUUCAAGACGAAAUUCACUCUCACCGUGCAUCAACGCAUCCAUACUGGAGAGAAACCAUACAAGUGUAAAGUAUGUGGCAUGGCAUUUCGGGAAAUGUCAACUCUCAAAUAUCAUCAACGAAUCCAUACUUGA